CUCUUUCCUUUUUCAUUCCCACUUUCUCUCUCUAGAAAUAUCUAUCUCUAUCUUUAACUCUUUGUCUUGUGCCAGCAACUUCCUCUCCUACAUUUUCUGCUUUGUGUGCGGAUGAUAUUUCAAAUCAUUUCGUAAGACUUACGCUGCACUUUGAAUUCUAGAAUCAGAAUCGUUUAAGAAUAAUAUAUCCGAUCAUAUGCUUAUCUUCUUUCGCUGGAAUCUGGAUCGAGAUCUCCUUCAAAUUCGUGUUUUCAUAAUGUCUUAUGGCCAACUUGUUCUUUGUUAAAUCAAACUGUUGUUGUUGAUGAACUUAAAAGAGCAUCUUGAAAAUUGGGAUUUGUAAGCUUUUUGUAUAUAGGUCAAGAUGGGUGGAUUACCCAUCGUUUCGUUAUUAGUGAAGAAGGGUAUUUUAGCUUCUGAUCAUACUUCUGUGGCGUCUAUGAAUUUGUUCGUGGCACUUCUCUGUGCAUGCAUUGUUAUUGGGCAUUUGUUGGAAGAAAAUCGUUGGAUGAAUGAGUCUAUUACUGCUUUAGUAAUUGGUUUAGGAACUGGGAUUGUUAUCCUUUUGACUAGUGGUGGAAAGAAUUCACAUCUAUUGGUUUUCAGUGAAGAUCUUUUCUUCAUUUACCUUCUUCCACCGAUUAUUUUCAAUGCGGGAUUCCAGGUGAAGAAGAAGCAAUUCUUUCGGAAUUUUGUAACCAUUGUACUCUUUGGUGCUGUUGGUACUUUGAUUUCCUUUGCUAUCAUUUCCUUUGGGGCUAUGAAGUUCUUGAAGAAAAUGAACAUAGGUCCUUUGGACAUAGGAGAUUAUCUUGCAAUUGGGGCAAUUUUUUCAGCUACUGAUUCAGUUUGCACGUUGCAGGUUCUUAAUCAGGACGAGACUCCAUUCUUGUACAGUCUUGUGUUUGGAGAAGGGGUUGUGAAUGAUGCCACAUCUGUCGUACUUUUCAAUGCGAUUCAGAACUUUGAUCUAACGCACAUUGACUCGAGUAUCCUUUUGCAAUUUGCAUCCAACUUCUUAUACUUGUUUCUCGCAAGCACUGCACUAGGGGUUGUCACUGGAUUACUUAGUGCAUACAUCAUAAAGAAGCUCUAUUUUGGAAGGCAUUCCACUGACAGGGAGGUUGCUCUUAUGAUGCUCAUGGCUUACCUUUCAUAUAUGGUGUCUGAAUUAUUCUACUUAAGUGCCAUUCUCACUGUUUUCUUUUGCGGGAUUGUAAUGUCCCACUAUACAUGGCAUAAUGUAACCGAAAGUUCAAGAGUAACUACAAAGCAUGCUUUUGCAACACUAUCAUUUGUUUGCGAGAUAUUCAUUUUUCUAUAUGUGGGCAUGGAUGCCUUGGACAUGGAGAAAUGGAAAUUUGUAAGCAACAGCCCUGAAACAUCAGUGAAAGUGAGCUCAAUUUUGUUGGGACUGAUUCUAUUGGGAAGAGCAGCCUUUGUUUUUCCAUUAUCAUUUCUGUCGAAUCUGACCAAGAAAUCUCCUGAGAAAAUUGCACUGAAACAGCAAGUUACAAUUUGGUGGGCCGGUCUCAUGAGAGGCGCAGUUUCCAUGGCUCUUGCAUACAACAAGUUUACAAGGGCCGGCCAUACCCAACUAAAAGCAAAUGCAAUAAUGAUCACUUCUACAAUCACAGUUGUUCUUUUCAGCACAGUGGUAUUUGGAUUGAUGACUAAGCCUUUGGUGAGACUAUUGUUGCCAUCAACAAAACAUAUAAAAGGAAUUCUCUCAUCAGUGCCAACAUCUCCAAAAUUCCUAUCGGUUCCACUUCUCGAGAAUGGAAAUGACUCAGAUACAGACCUGGGUGAUCCGUUUAUGGAUGAACCUAAACAGGGUGAUGCGGAGAAUGGACAAAUGCGUAAUGGCAUAACUCGACCAACUAGCCUUAGAAUGCUUUUAUCCACACCAUCUCAUACUGUACAUCAUUAUUGGAGGAAAUUUGACAAUGCUUUCAUGAGACCUGUGUUUGGUGGCCGUGGAUUUGUACCCUUUGUUCCUGGAUCCCCACCUGAUCAAAGCGUGCAUCUCUUGCAAUGAUACACAUGCUGAUGAUGGGGUUUGGCACAUAGGUUUUUUUUGAGGUAUUUUGGUUUUGCUUGUUUGGUGUGGAGGUUGGUCAUCAAAGAAGGUUUGACAUGGCCAAUUCAAUUUUGUAUCUUAUCAUAUUUUAUUCAUUUUUUCUUCUUCUUUUUAUAGUACAAAGAUGAAGAUCAGACUUGUUUGUAGAGUUUUGUUUUUUACAGGGUUUUCGAGAGUUGAUGAUUAAGUAUUGUAUGAAAUUACAUUUAUAGUGAUGAAAAUGUAUUGCAAAGUAAUAUAGUGUCUUCUUGCA
This is a messenger RNA of Impatiens glandulifera, 2333 nucleotides long. RefSeq names its product sodium/hydrogen exchanger 2-like. Gene Ontology annotation, molecular function: sodium:proton antiporter activity. Bases 365 to 2038 code for a protein of 557 amino acids. Gene Ontology annotation, cellular component: membrane. Gene Ontology annotation, biological process: proton transmembrane transport; regulation of pH; sodium ion transport. NCBI's taxonomy places the organism in Eukaryota, Viridiplantae, Streptophyta, Magnoliopsida, Ericales, Balsaminaceae. The record is from RefSeq and is a predicted model, not a curated record. The transcript has 14 exons.